AUUCCUACGUAGCCACGUAUUACAGCUUUAUCUGGAGUGUUAUAAAUCUUUUAUGAUAUUGUUUGGUGGAAAAUAAAAUGUUCCGUCGGAAGCUCACGGCUUUAGAUUAUCAUAAUCCUUCGGGUUUUGACUGCACAGAUGAAACCGAGUUCAGAAAUUUCAUCGUCUGGCUGGAGGAUCAGAAAAUCAGACAUUAUAAAAUCGAGGAUCGUGGAAACCUCAGGAACAUCUCGAGCUCUGAGUGGCCAAAGUCCUUUGAAAAGUAUCUACGAGACGUGAGCUGCCCGUUCAGCGUUCAGGAAAGGUGCGAGGCCAUCGACUGGCUGCUGGGUCUCGCAGUUCGGUUUGAAUAUGGCGACAAUGUGGAGAAAUACAGAAACUGCACACCUGCAGUGGAGGUGAAGAACGCAACACAAAAACCAGCCGACCCUCUCAUUAACCUGGACAUCAACAAUCCCGAUUUUAAGGCCGGAGUGAUGGCCCUGGCAAACCUUCUCAAGAUUCAGAGACACGAUGACUACCUGGUGAUGCUGAAGGCUGUUAGGAUCCUUGUCCAAGAACGCUUGACUCCUGAAGCCAUUUCAAAAGCCAGCAAGUCAAAAGAGGGGUUGCCAGUUGCGUUGGACAAGCACAUCCUAGGGUUUGACACCGGAGACGCCACUCUGAACGAAGCGGCUCGUAUCCUCCGGCUCCUGCACAUCGAGGAGCUGCGCGAGCUCCAGACACGAAUCAACGAGGCCAUCGUGGCUGUGCAGGCCAUCAUCGCCAACCCAAAGACCGACCACCGUCUCGGCAAAGUGGGCAGAUGAUCACACACCCCGUGGUGGACGGCGUGGAACACGACGGGACGAUUGGUGUUUAAGCGUGCCGUGGUUUUGUGGAUAAAUUACAUUUUUUUUUUUUUUUUUUUUUUUGGGUGAAGAUUUUUGUGUUGCGCUUUAGACCUGAAAGCUCAAAUGUUUUUGGACAUGUGGAGAAAAUUUGAGUUGCACCAUCACAUUAACAGUUUGUUCACUUUUUCAGAGCACCGUCAGUUCCCUGUAACAGGUCUUGGAAUGGAAGGCGUGGCUUUUGGACAGCAAGGUUUUUGUGUGUGUGUGUGUGUGUGUGUGUGUGUGUGUGUGUGACUUUUUCUUUCAAUGGAAAACGAGAUAAAACUGCAAAGGCAUGUGUGCAUACAUAUAAAUUACAUGAAUGAAAA
Messenger RNA from Ictalurus punctatus (channel catfish), 1201 nucleotides. It is a transcript of the gene rtraf, whose product is annotated as RNA transcription, translation and transport factor. Gene Ontology annotation, biological process: tRNA splicing, via endonucleolytic cleavage and ligation. Lineage: Eukaryota; Metazoa; Chordata; Actinopteri; Siluriformes; Ictaluridae. Gene Ontology annotation, cellular component: tRNA-splicing ligase complex. The record is from RefSeq and is marked provisional. Gene Ontology annotation, molecular function: RNA binding.